Chinchilla lanigera (long-tailed chinchilla) is the source of this 5379-nucleotide messenger RNA. RefSeq names its product GRB10 interacting GYF protein 1 (gene Gigyf1). Bases 2059 to 5163 code for a protein of 1034 amino acids. Gene Ontology annotation, molecular function: protein binding. The transcript has 27 exons. The record is from RefSeq and is a predicted model, not a curated record. Gene Ontology annotation, biological process: insulin-like growth factor receptor signaling pathway. Lineage: Eukaryota; Metazoa; Chordata; Mammalia; Rodentia; Chinchillidae.
GUCCCCCUCUCCGCUAGCCGGGCCUUGGCUUGCGGGGCUCCCGGCCCAAGCGCUCCGCCAGUUUGGCCAACAUGGAAGCUUCCCCUCCACCCGAGCGCCUCGCCGGGCUCCUCACCUCCGUUUCUUGCGUCUCAAGCGGCCACCUCAGUGCUUGGUCGUCAGGGUCCUCUUCCCCCCUGUUGCCCAGCCGCGGGAAACACCUGCCCGGAGCAGGGGCCGCGGGUCUCCCCUGCGUCGCCAGGCCCGGCCAGGCCCUUCCCCGCCCCUGCCUUAGUGCAGCAGCUACCUGGCCGCCGCCACUCACACUUUGCCUUUUUUUAUUUUUUUUUUUCUCCAAGAAACUUGAAAGAGACCUAGUGUCUCCUCCCUGACCCAGCUGUUACUACAAUUCCCAGUCUAGUUGUGGGUUUGUUUCACUCCAGCGUUGGCCACUGGAAAACGCUAAGUAAAUACGGUACUUGCCGGCGGGGUCUUUCCUCUGCCCAUCCCAGGCUUGUUCUCUCUUUUGCUUCUUAAAGUGCUGUUUCCCCAAAGAUCGCCCUCCAUGCCGGGCCAGCGUCUUGCACUCAGCGAUCCACCCAUGCCUGGGACGAGCGAGCUGCUCCCUUUUGCUGCUUACAAGUGGGAAUUGGGACUCUGGGUGCAGCCCCGGGCCUGCCACCCUCCAGCCCUGCUCCCCCGUAGCCCUAGAUCUUGGUCCUCCAGUUGGGAGGGAUGUGAGGAAGCCUCAGGACUUUGUGUUCCUGCCAUUGCCGGCGGACCAGACACCUUGUGGGUCCCAGAUGGUGACUGUAGUCAAGUGGGUUGUGUGCUUACACUUCUGGACUGGCUUUGUCAGCCUGAGGGCCCAUUGGUACUGUGCGUGAUUGGAUGGAUUGGGGAUCCCAGCUCCCCUCCCCCACGCUUUUACAUCUGCGGUUGGAGUUUGGAAUAGGAAAAAAAUGGCCCCACUUUAGAGAAGAAAAGGUGCCAAGAGGAGACAUGUGAGGGAUUUUAGAAGUCUAAAAAAUGAAAAAUGUCUUCCAACUCGCCAGAGAAGCCUCAGAGUUCUCUCCUCAGUUUUGGGUAGCGUUGAGGACUUGGGGGUGCCCUGACCCUGCAGCCGCUGCUCGCUGCCUUGUUUUCCCUGGCUAGAGCCCCAGGCUGGGCAAGUGGGCAGAAAGGAUCAAAUGAGGUAGUGUGUAAAGUGCUUUGAAAACUGCUAACUAGUACGCAACUGCAGAGAGCUGGGAGACCUGACCGGCCGGGAACUCAGGCUGCAGCCCAUUUCGGCGUCGGAGGCCUUCUCCCAGCCGCUGAGGAAGGGCCCUGUCACCUCCCAGCAGCGGGGCCGCCGGGACGUGGAGGACUCUGCCUGUGUUAACAAGGUGGUACUGGGCGGUGCCAAGGCACAUUGCUCUGGAUCGGGGCUAAUUUUAGGGGUGAUGGAGUAAGGAAAUAAUGUCCUUAACUUAGUGCGUGGUGAGAGUGCCCAAUCCUUGCAUCCUUUCCCUUUCUGGUGAGGUCUGAACCCCAGAGCACAGGCUCUCUCCCAGGUCCUUCAAGCAAGUUGGGAGCUCCUGGCAUGUACCCUCUCCUCUUGCCUCCAGUAGGGGGCAGCCUUUUAAUAGCAGUAAUUCAGAUGCUAGGGGAAUAAAGGUGCCCUGAAACCUGAAAGAGAAAGGCUGUGGAGGGGCCAGAAGCUGGAUAGACAGGCUGAGGCAGAGCCAGGGGCCAGGUGACCAGCUGGAGUGGGCCUGUGAUGAAGAGGAGACCCGUAGCCCACACAGCCAGGAAGAGGAUCAUUCCCAGAAGUGAAAACCCCUCCUGGGAGGUACUGAGGCCAUACCAGUAGCCAGUGGCGUGGGGACCAUAGUUCGCUCCAGCGCCAGCCCCUGCUUGAAGAGGGCCCAGCCCCCCAUUGCUUCCCCGGCAAGACUCCAGGUUUACCGGCGGCCCUGACUCAGUUCUGUUAAUUCAUGGUGUGAGUGGCCAGUGGCUUAGGUGUUUGGACAGUGCACGCCAGGUCCUCCUUGCUGUGUUCACCCCCUGACUUCUGGGAAGCACCCCAGCUCCACAAUGGCAGCAGAGACGCUCAACUUUGGGCCCGAGUGGCUGAGGGCCCUUUCCAGCGGAGGCAGCGUGGCCUCACCACCCGCUUCCCCUGCCAUGCCCAAGUACAAGUUGGCUGACUACCGCUACGGGCGAGAGGAGAUGCUGGCCCUGUAUGUCAAGGAGGACAAGGUCCCUGAAGAACUUCAGGACAAGGAGUUUGCCGCGGUCUUGCAGGAGGAGCCUCUACAGCCACUGGCCCUGGAGCCUCUCACCGAGGAGGAGCAGAGGAACUUCUCCCUGUCCGUGAACAGCGUGGCUGUGCUGAGGCUGAUGGGGAAAGGAGCCGCUCCCCCGCUGACUGGGACCUCCCGUGGCAGGGGCAGCACGAGGAGCCGAGGCCGUGGCCGUGGUGACAGUUGCUUUUACCAAAGAAGCAUCGAAGAAGGCGAUGGCGCCUUUGGGCGAAACCCCCGGGAGAUCCAGCGAAGCCAGAGCUGGGAUGACAGAGGUGAGAGGCGGUUUGAGAAGUCGGCAAGGAGGGAUGGAGCACGGUCUGGGUUUGAGGAGGGCGGGGCUGGCCCGAGGAAGGAGCAUGCCCGCUCGGACAGUGAGAACUGGCGCUCACUUCGAGAGGAGCAGGAGGAGGAGGAAGAGGGCAGCUGGAGACUCGGGGCAGGACCCCGGCGAGAUGGUGAUCGCUGGCGCUCUGCUAGCCCUGAUGGCGGCCCCCGCUCUGCUGGCUGGCGGGAGCAUGGAGACCGGCGUCGAAAGUUUGAAUUCGAUUUGCGUGGGGAGCGAGGAGGGUGUGGUGAAGAGGAGGGGCGGGGUGGGGGAGGCAGCUCUCAUCUCCGGAGGUGCCGAGGGCCGGAUGGCUUCGACGAUGACAAGGACGGGCUCCCAGAGUGGUGCCUUGAUGAUGAGGAUGAGGAGAUGGGCACCUUCGAUGCCUCUGGGGCCUUCUUGCCUCUCAAGAAGGGCCCCAAGGAGCCCAUUCCUGAGGAGCAAGAGCUCGACUUCCAGGGCUUGGAGGAAGAAGAGGAAGAGGCACCAGAAGGGCUGGAUGAGGAGCGACCUGAGGCAGGUGGGAAAGAGCUGCCCCCACUGCCGCCUGCAGAGAAGUCCACCUCUCCGUCCCCACUGCCCACCUUGGGCCCGCUCUGGGGCAUGAAUGGGGAGGGCGACGAAGCAGUGGAGAAAGAACUCCCCGCAGCUGAAGGAGAUGACAUGCGGGGACUCCAGCUGAGUCCUGGUGUUGGCUCCCCUCCUCCCCCGCCCGGAGACUUGGAAGAUGAAGAGGGCCUGAAGCACCUGCAGCAGGAGGCAGAGAAGCUAGUGGCCUCCCUGCAGGACAGCUCCCUGGAAGAGGAGCAGUUCACGGCCGCCAUGCAGACCCAGGGCCUGCGCCACUCCACAGCCGCCACUGCCCUCCCCCUCAGCCACGGCGCUGCCCGCAAGUGGUUCUACAAGGACCCACAGGGCGAGAUCCAAGGCCCCUUCACAACCCAGGAGAUGGCAGAAUGGUUCCAGGCCGGCUACUUCUCCAUGUCCCUGCUGGUGAAGCGCGGCUGUGAUGAGGGCUUCCAGCCUCUGGGAGAAGUGAUCAAGAUGUGGGGCCGUGUGCCCUUUGCCCCUGGUCCCUCGCCACCCCCACUGCUGGGAAACAUGGACCAGGAGCGGCUGAAGAAGCAGCAGGAGCUGGCCACGGCAGCCUUGUACCAGCAGCUGCAGCACCAGCAGUUCUUUCAGCUGGUCGGCAGUCGCCAGAUCCCGCCGUGUUCGCUCCGGGAAAAGGCAGCUAUGGGGGACCUGGCACCGCCGCAGCAGCAACAGCUCACGACGUUUCUGCAGCAGCUCCAGGCUCUCAAACCCCCCAGAGGUGGAGACCAGAACCUGCUCCCGACGAUUAGCCGAUCCUUGUCGGUGCCGGAUUCAAGCCCCCUCUGGGACGUACAUACCUCAGCCUCAUCACAGUCUGGUGGUGAGACCAGUCUUUGGGACAUACCAAUUAACUCUUCGACUCAGGGUCCAAUCCUAGAACAGCUCCAGUUGCAGCAUAAAUUCCAGGAGCGCAGAGAAGUGGAGCUCAGGGCGAAGCGGGAGGAGGAAGAGCGCAAGCGCCGUGAGGAAAAGCGCCGCCAGCAGCAGCAGGAGGAGCAGAAGCGGAGGCAGGAGGAGGAGGAGCUCUUUCGGCGCAAGCAGGUGCGGCAGCAAGAGCUGCUUCUGAAGCUGUUGCAGCAGCAGCAAGCAGCAGCCGCAGUUCCUGUGCCACCUGCACCCAGCUCGCCACCCCCACUCUGGGCUGGCUUGGCUAAGCAGGGUCUGUCCAUGAAGACGCUUCUGGAGCUGCAGCUGGAGGGCGAGCGGCAGCUGCACAAGCCGCCUGUGCCCCGGGAGCCACCAAGGGCCCAGGCCGCCAACCACCGCUCGCAGCUUGGGGGCCUGGGUGCUGCCCCCCUGAACCAGUGGGUUUCUGAGGCCGGGCCACUGUGGGGCGGGCCCGACAAGAGCGGGGGCAGUGGCGGUGGCAGCCUGGGGCUCUGGGAGGACACCCUCAAGAGCAGUGGAAGCCUGGCCCGUGGCCUCGGCCUGAAGAAUAGCCGGAGCAGCCCGUCCCUCAGUGACUCCUAUAGCCACCUGUCAGGACGGCCUGUUCGCAAAAAGACAGAGGAAGAAGAGAAGCUGCUGAAGCUGCUGCAGGGCAUCCCCAGGCCCCAGGACGGCUUCACCCAGUGGUGUGAGCAGAUGCUGCACACCCUGAGCACCACGGGCAGCCUGGAUGUGCCCAUGGCUGUUGCAAUCCUCAAGGAAGUGGAGUCCCCCUAUGAUGUCCAUGAUUAUAUCCGUUCCUGCUUGGGGGACACCCUGGAAGCCAAAGAAUUUGCCAAACAAUUCCUGGAGCGGAGGGCCAAGCAGAAAGCUAGCCAGCAGCGGCAGCAUCAGCAGCAAGAGGUAUGGCUGAGCAGUGCCUCCCUGCAGACAGCCUUUCAGGCCAACCACAGCACCAAACUUGGCCCUGGGGAGGGCACCAAGGCCAAGAGGCGGGCAUUGAUGCUGCACUCCGACCCCAGCAUCUUGGGGUACUCCCUGCAUGGACCUUCUGGUGAGAUCGAGAGCGUGGAUGACUACUGACCAGCCCGUCCCACUAGCCCCCUGGGCUGGAGGCCAGGAGUGGCAGCCGCAGCUUGGACCCUUGGGUCCCAGGCCUGCAGGCUCCCAGCAAGGAGCAGAGGAGGAGCAGGGGCAGGGUCCCCAGCACUUGUUACAAACCACACGAUGCACCUUAACUCACCCACCACGAGGCACUUUACAGAUUGGGGGGAAGGGGUUUUUCUUUUUUUUUUUUUU